CGUCCGUCGAUUGGCCGGCCGCGGCGCCGCUCCCAGAAUGCACCGGAUGGCGCGUCAUUGAAGAGAGACCAUGAUGGCGGCGGCACUUGGGCCCCCAGAAGUGAUCGCCCAGCUGGAGAACGCGGCCAAAGUUCUCAUGGCACCUCCUUCCAUGGUCAACAAUGAACAACGCCAGCAUGCAGAGCACAUAUUCUUAUCAUUUAGGAAAUCGAAGUCACCAUUUGCAGUUUGCAAGCAUAUUUUGGAAACAAGCAAGGUGGACUAUGUCCUCUUUCAAGCUGCCACGGCCAUCAUGGAGGCAGUGGUCCGAGAGUGGAUUCUCUUGGAAAAGGGCAGCAUUGAGUCACUGCGAACAUUCCUUUUAACUUACGUCUUACAGAGGCCCAACCUCCAAAAGUAUGUUCGGGAACAGAUUCUCUUAGCAGUAGCAGUAAUUGUAAAACGAGGCUCACUAGAUAAGUCAAUUGACUGCAAGAGCAUUUUUCAUGAAGUCAGCCAGUUGAUCAGUAGUGGCAAUCCCACUGUGCAAACUCUGGCCUGUUCUAUUCUGACUGCACUAUUGAGUGAAUUCUCAAGUUCAAGUAAAACCAGCAACAUCGGACUGAGCAUGGAAUUCCAUGGCAACUGCAAAAGAGUUUUCCAGGAAGAAGACCUUCGUCAGAUCUUCGUGUUAACCGUGGAAGUUUUGCAGGAGUUCAGCAGGCGGGAAAACCUCAGUGCUCAGAUGUCCUCAGUGUUUCAGCGCUACCUCUCACUCGCCAAUCAGGUCUUGAGCUGGAACUUUCUUCCUCCAAAUUUGGGCAGACAUUAUAUAGCCAUGUUUGAAUCCUCACAAAAUGUGCUGCUAAAGCCAACGGAGUCCUGGCGGGAGGCCCUUCUGGACAGCAGAGUCAUGGAGCUUUUCUUUACAGUACAUCGAAAAAUCAGAGAAGAUUCAGAUAUGGCACAAGAUUCUCUGCAGUGCCUCGCCCAGUUAGCUUCUUUGCACGGACCUGUCUUCCCCGAUGAAGGAGCACAGGUUGACUACCUAGCACACUUCAUUGAGGGUUUACUGAGUACUAUCAAUGGUAACAUUUGUUACCUGGUUUGUAGAAUUGAAAUAGAAGAUUCUGAAGCUGUGGGGAUCUCCAGCAUUAUCAGCAACCUGAUAACUGUGUUCCCUCGAAACGUCUUAACUGCCAUUCCAAGUGAGCUUUUCUCAUCCUUUGUGAACUGCCUCACACACCUCACUUGUUCUUUUGGGCGUAGUGCUGCUUUGGAAGAAGUGCUUGAUAAAGAUGACAUGGUCUACAUGGAAGCAUAUGACAAGUUGCUGGAGUCCUGGCUGACUUUGGUCCAAGAUGACAAACAUUUCCAUAAAGGCUUUUUUACCCAGCAUGCAGUUCAAGUCUUCAAUUCCUAUAUUCAGUGCCACCUGGCCGCUCCAGAUGGCACAAGGAAUUUGACUGCCAAUGGUGUGACCUCUCGUGAGGAAGAGGAAAUAAGUGAACUUCAAGAAGAUGACCGAGACCAGUUUUCAGAUCAACUAGCCAGUGUAGGAAUGCUAGGAAGAGUUGCCGCAGAGCACUGUAUACCUCUUCUGACAAGGUACACACAGGCCAGAGAACCCAUGGAGCAAAUACUCUGUACUUACACUUCCUUGAAGAGCACUUUAUACACCCCUACCCGAUUUGCACACUGGAGCAAAUGGACAGAAACACACUCAUGGCUGCAGUCCUUGGCUUUUACAUUGGAGCCCAGUUUAUUAGAAGAAAGAGUAACAAGGCUCCAUGGUCAGUUACAGCGACAUCAGCAGCAGUUACUUGCUUCACCUGGUUCAAGCACCAUUGACAGCAAAAUACUUGAUGAGCUAUAUGAAGAUAUUCACUGGCUUAUUUUAGUUACAGGCUACCUCUUAGCUGAUGAUACUCAGGGAGAGACUCCGCUAAUACCUCCAGAAAUAAUGGAAUAUUCCAUUAAGCAUUCAUCUGAAGUUGACAUUAAUACAACACUUCAAAUUUUGGGAUCUCCAGGAGAAAAGGCUUCUUCCAUCCCAGGGUACAACAGAACAGAUUCUGUGAUUAGGCUGUUAUCUGCUGUUCUCAGAGUUUCGGAAGUUGAGUCUCGAGCAAUAAGAGCAGAUCUCACUGAUCUGCUAAGCCCUCAAAUGGGCAAAGAUAUUGUUUGGUUUCUAAAACGCUGGGCAAAGACUUAUCUCCUGGUGGAUGAGAAGCUAUAUGAUCAGAUAAGUCUACCAUUCAGUACAGCAUUUGGAGCAGAUACUGAGGGUUCUCAGUGGAUUAUUGGCUACCUCUUACAGAAAGUCAUCAGCAACCUCUCAGUGUGGAGUAGUGAGCAGGACCUUGCAAGUGACACUGUGCAGCUCCUUGUCACUUUGGUGGAAAGAAGAGAAAGGGCAAACCUAGUAAUCCAGUGUGAAAACUGGUGGAAUUUAGCUAAACAGUUUGCGACCCGAAGCCCUCCUCUGAAUUUUCUGUCCAGUCCGGUGCAGAGGACGCUGAUGAAGGCCCUUGUCCUGGGAGGUUUUGCACAGAUGGACACAGAAACCAAACAACAGUAUUGGACUGAGGUUCUUCAGCCAUUGCAGCAGCGAUUCUUAAGGGUGAUAAAUCAGGAAAACUUUCAGCAGAUGUGCCAGCAAGAGGAGGUCAAGCAGGAAAUCACUGCCACGCUAGAGGCCCUGUGUGGCAUUGCCGAGGCUACCCAGAUUGACAACGUCGCGAUCCUUUUUAAUUUCUUAAUGGACUUCCUUACCAAUUGCAUUGGAUUGAUGGAAGUUUACAAAAAUACCCCCGAGACUGUCAAUCUCAUAAUAGAAGUUUUUGUUGAAGUUGCACAUAAACAGAUAUGUUAUCUUGGAGAGUCCAAAGCGAUGAACUUAUAUGAAGCCUGCCUCACUUUGUUGCAAGUAUAUUCUAAGAAUAAUUUGGGGCGGCAGAGAGUGGAUGUCACAGCGGAGGAGGAACAAUAUCAGGACCUACUUCUUAUUAUGGAACUUCUUACAAACCUUCUGUCAAAAGAGUUCAUAGACUUCAGUGAUACAGAUGAAGUGUUUAGGGGACAUGAGCCGGGGCAAGCAGCAAGCAGGUCUGUGUCAGCAGCGGAUGUUGUUUUAUAUGGAGUCAACCUAAUUCUGCCCUUGAUGUCACAAGAUCUUUUGAAGUUUCCAACACUUUGUAAUCAAUACUACAAAUUAAUUACAUUUAUUUGUGAGAUUUUUCCUGAAAAAAUACCACAGCUUCCUGAAGACCUUUUUAAAAGUCUGAUGUGCUCUCUAGAACUGGGAAUGACUUCAAUGAGCUCGGAGGUUUGCCAGCUGUGCCUGGAGGCCCUGACACCAUUGGCUGAACAGUGUGCAAAAGCUCAAGAUACAGACUCACCACUGUUUCUAGCGACACGGCACUUUCUGAAGCUGGUUUUUGAUAUGCUGGUUCUGCAGAAGCACAACACUGAGAUGACGACAGCAGCCGGUGAGGCGUUCUACACGUUGGUGUGCCUGCACCAGGAACCAGGAAUCAGAUAUGAGAGGAUAAUGGAUAUGUGCUUCUGUCCUUGAGGAACUCAGUUUUGUAAGAAAAACAAGAUGAAUGAGACGGGGCACCCAGAAGAGACUGCCUUCAGAGAGCCGGGCAACAACAGUAUUUAUUCCAUACUACAAUAUGGAAAAUGUUCUUCCCUUACCUUCACCUCCCUUGCCCCCCUUCCUUCUUCUUUGAGACUUUAAAGACUGAAGCAGUCACUGAUGUGGGGCCAGUAUAACAGAAGAGGAAAAGUUAUGCUGGCUCACCCAUCUCCCUUCCCUAUUGUACAUGCCCAUCAAGUGUAUGUGAAGAAUCAGUUUCCCAAAACCUAUCCCCCCCCAUUCCUCA
Molecule: messenger RNA, 3869 nt
Organism: Myotis lucifugus (little brown bat)
Lineage: Eukaryota; Metazoa; Chordata; Mammalia; Chiroptera; Vespertilionidae
Gene: XPO4
Product: exportin 4
Exons: 23
Coding region: 71-3556 (1161 amino acids)
Biological process (GO): protein export from nucleus
Cellular component (GO): cytoplasm; nuclear pore
Molecular function (GO): nuclear export signal receptor activity
Source: RefSeq, a predicted model, not a curated record